Aaosphaeria arxii CBS 175.79 is the source of this 3200-nucleotide messenger RNA. RefSeq lists its product as uncharacterized. The record is from RefSeq and is a predicted model, not a curated record. Bases 100 to 3111 code for a protein of 1003 amino acids. Gene Ontology annotation, biological process: glutathione metabolic process. The transcript has 4 exons. Gene Ontology annotation, cellular component: cytosol. Gene Ontology annotation, molecular function: 5-oxoprolinase (ATP-hydrolyzing) activity. NCBI's taxonomy places the organism in Eukaryota, Fungi, Ascomycota, Dothideomycetes, Pleosporales.
CUGGACACUCACUGUUAGUCUAUAUUUUGGGCUACUGGUAUUUGUAUUACUAAUUGCAUACCCUACAUUGAUAUCGCGCUUUGCUUUUCAAUUGUUGCAAUGGCGGUACUGAAAAGCCUUAGACUUGGUGUUGAUGUUGGCGGAACAAAUACAGACGGCGUUAUCAUCGAUCCCACAAGAGAAGGAGAGGAGAACCGCGGGAUUUUGGCAUGGCACAAAGAGCCGACAACGACAGAUCCAAGCUUUGGAAUCGCGCGUGCCAUUACAGCGAUGUUCGAGGCUGCCGGCACCAACCCAUCCUCCAUAGGCUCUGUCACAAUAGGCACUACGCACUUCGUCAAUGCUGUUGUGACUAGAGACGCAUCGCGACUAUGUAAGGUAGCCGUUAUUCGAUUAUGCGGACCAUUCACGAAACAUAGCCCACCAUGCAUUGGUUGGCCGAAAUCCCUUCGCAAUAUCGUACUCGGUCAUUCGGCGCGUCUGAAAGGCGGCCUUGAAGUUGAUGGUUCUCUAAUUUCAGACAUUGACGAAGAAGAAAUCCUUGAGCAGGCUCAUGUUAUCAAAGAACGAGGCAUUGGAGUCGUUGUUGUGAAUGGAGUGUUCAGCCCUAUUGACACAGUGGAGCUACAAGAAGAAAGAGCGGCAGCCAUAAUCAGGAGAGAAAUUCCAGGAGUCGAUGUCGUAUUGUCAAAGCACGUCUCUAACCUCGGCUUUCUUGAGCGAGAAAACGCCGCUAUCUUGAAUGCAUCCAUUCUGAAGUUUGCACGUCAGACUAUUGCUUCUUUCCAACUGGCUAUCGCGGCUAUCGGACUGACUUGUCCUAUUUUCAUAACGCAGAAUGACGGCACUGUUCUUACAUGCGACUCAGCUGCACGACUACCUAUCAGGACCUUCAGCUCUGGCCCUACGAACAGCAUGAGGGGUGCCGCGUUUUUGGUUGGCAGAGGAGAAUAUAAGGGAAAGUCGUUGAUGGUGGUCGAUAUAGGAGGAACCACAUCAGACGUCGGCUUGUUAUUACCGAAUGGCUUUCCUCGGCAGAAGUCUGCGUAUUCCGAACUCUCUGGUGUGAGAAUGAAUUUCAAUUACCCCGAUGUUAAAAGCAUUGGAUUGGGUGGUGGAUCACUUGUGCGCAAAAUCGAUGGUAGACUGACAGUUGGGCCGGAGAGCGUUGGCUACAAGCUGUCUGAAAAAGCGCUGGUAUUCAACGGAGACACCGCGACAGCUACUGACUACACAGUAGCCGGUUCCGGUGAUAUCUCGAUUGGUGAUGUGGAGAAAGUUCGUGGGAUACUCGUUCAGCAGGAUGUCAAGGACUACCAAAAAGAGAUCAAGAGGAUGAUUGAAGCGGUCAUUGACAGCAUGAAGACAUCGCCAGAGGACAUUCCGGUCUUACUCGUCGGCGGUGGUGCUGUUAUUGCCCCAGACGCGCUCAAGGGUGCAAGUUGUGUCAUCAAGCCACAGUGGUCGGGCGUCGCAAAUGCUAUUGGCGCGGCUAUGGCCCGAGUAAGCACUGUCAUUGACACAGUGAAGUCAACAGAAAACCUGAGCACGAAGGAAUUGGUAGCAAACAUCUCGGAAGAAGUGAAGCAAAAGACCAUCAAGGCUGGAGCAACCGAGGCCAGCAUUGAGAUUGUCGAAAUAGAGACUUUCCCUCUGGCGUAUAUUGAUCACAAGACGAGGUUCAUCAUCAGAGCAGCAGGGGAUUUCGACUUCUCACGACUGGGUGAUCUGACGGAGGUCGACGGCACCGUUGAUACAACGACAAUUGAAGACAUUGCUGCUCCAGCCGACGUGAAGAUCGGAGCACCAUUGACACCACAAGACGAUGAAGAGGAAGAAUUAAAGGCACCGGAGGUCGACUACUCCACCUAUAAACCAAAAGUGCAGGAUCGACUAUGGUACCUUUCUGAAACUGACCUUCAUUGGAUUGCGACUGGGUGCUAUAUUCUCGGCACUGGAGGUGGAGGCUCGCCCUACCCUGCCAUGUUAGCUGUCAGGGCAAUUAUGAGAUUCGGAGGAACCAUAACAAUAAAAAACCCCGUUGAUUUGAAGGAUGAUGAUCAAGUCGGCAGUGGUGUUGGUGUUGGUAGCCCUACCGUGGCGAUGGAGAGGAUGGCCGCAGACGAGUUGUUAGAGUCACAAACCGAGCUUUACAAGUACUAUCAGGGUGAUAGACCUACAGCAAUGAUAGCUACUGAAAUAGGCGGCGUUAACGGUAUGAUGGGCUUUAUCCUGGGUUCAUCACCCGUUAUGAACGUUCCAGUCAUCGACGGAGACUGGAUGGGCCGAGCUUACCCAGUGGCCUGGCAGAGCAUGUUGAAUGUCUGUAAUGAAAGACCUCUGAAGCCAUCAGCCGUUGCUUGUUGUGAUGGAAAUGGGAACAACAUCUAUAUUCCAGCUGUUUCCAGUCUUCAAAAACUCGAGAAAGUCGUCAGAGCCACGCUAGGCCAGUUGGGGAGCAACAUGAUGGCCGCAAACGCACCCUACACAGGUGCUCAGACUAAAUCGUGGGUGAUUGAGCAUACUUUGAGUCAAGCAUGGCGUAUUGGUCGCGCAGUGGCAAGGGCAAGGAAAGAAAACAGGGUUGACACUGUUGCAGAAUCUAUCAUCGAUGCUGUCGGUGGACCAGGGGCUGGUCGAGUGCUCUUUAAAGGGAAAGUCGUGGGUGUCGAGCGGACUUUGAUAGACGGUCAUAUCUACGGUGAAGUUAUCAUCGAGGGUACGGCCACGGACGAGAGGUACAGCGCACUGCCUCUUGAGUUUACUGGAAGGGUCAAGGUUCCAUUCAAGAACGAAAAUAUUGCCGUCAUCAAAUUACACGAAGGACAAAGAAACAUCCCGGGAAAAGAGAAUAACGAGGACGUCCUCGCUAUAGCACCGGAUCUCAUAUCCAUCAUCGACGCCCAGAAUGGAGAAGCAAUAGGUUCGCCUGAGUAUCGGUAUGGCUUGUUGGUAAUAGUUCUGGGUAUAGCAGCGAGUGACAAGUGGACAAGCACUCAGCGUGCCAUUGACAUUGGCGGGCCAAAGGGCUUUUCUAUGGACCAUCUAGAGUACCGCCCUCUAGGCAAAUUCGUGAAACCAGUUAGUGUUAUCGAUGAGUACAACAGUUAAGUUUGAGUAUUCUCCCAGUAUUUUCAAGAAAGAAAAAGAAUUUUACUUGUAUACAUUCAUGCUCAGGAUUUAUGCUCUGCUUUGUUAAC